Messenger RNA from Silurus meridionalis, 1299 nucleotides. RefSeq lists its product as uncharacterized. NCBI's taxonomy places the organism in Eukaryota, Metazoa, Chordata, Actinopteri, Siluriformes, Siluridae. The record is from RefSeq and is a predicted model, not a curated record. Gene Ontology annotation, biological process: transmembrane transport; monocarboxylic acid transport. Gene Ontology annotation, molecular function: monocarboxylic acid transmembrane transporter activity.
AUGAACGAGGACAGUUUGGAAAUACCAGACGGUGGGUACGGGUGGGUGGUGGUGCUCUCUGCCUUCUUCUCCAGAGGACUCACUACAGCCGUCCUCAAGAAUUUUGGCUUGUUUUUCCUGGAGAUCCAGAACUACUACAAUGUCCUCACCAGCACUGUGUCAUGGGUCACAUCCAUCAGCAUCGCUAUGUUUCAUUUGGGAGCUCCACUCGCGGGAGGUCUUGGUGUCUAUGUCACACAACGUGGUGUUAUGAUGAUUGGUGGAGUUCUGGCAGUGUCAGGCAUGAUCUUUGCCUCACUGAAUCUGGGUUUGCCAUGGCUGUAUCUGUCAUUAGGAGUUUUACAAGGUAAAAGUGAGGGGUUUUUUUGUAUUUUCACCAACUACAUAUUUGGAGGUCAUAAGGUAAAUGAAAAACCUAUAGCUUUAACUAUAACUAAACUAAGCUAGAAUCUGCCAGAGACCAAAGAGGUCACGUGUAAACGAUUUGUAAGACCUUUGAUUUGCUCCAACUUGUUGUCAGGAAUGUAUUCAGUUAUUAUUAAUCUUUUGGUGUGUGGAGUUUUGAUGAAACCCCUCAAACCUCAGGCAUCUUCUCAAACCCCGACCCUUAUGGUAGUUUCAACAUCCAAGAACAUCCGCUGCUCAUUGAUCCAGAGGCCUGAGCUGCUGCUGUAUAUUGCCUUUGCCAUCUUGGCUGCUUUUGGUUUCUUUAUCCCACCUCUGUUUCUGGUGCCGUAUGGCAAUCACAAAGGUAUAGAACAAUAUUGGGCUGCGAUCCUCCUCUCCAUUUUGUCUUUGGCUGAUCUGCUAGGCAGGCUGGCCUGCGGGUGGCUGGCUAAUUUGCAGGUAUUGAGGAAUGUAAUUCAGAUAUUAGCAGUUGCGUCUGUCUUGCUGGGAGUGGUAGUGCUGCUCCUGCCACUUCCACAUGCCUACUGGCCAGUUGUGGCUUUUACCACACUUUAUGGCUUCCUGUUUGGAUGUGUAGUGGCUGUCCACAUCACAAGUAUAGUGGACAUUGUAGGGCUGGAGUGCUUUGACAGUGCGCUUGGACUCUUUAUGCUUCUGCGAACCAUUGGGGCGUUCAUCGCACCACCUGCUUCAGGUUGGCUGGUGGACUGGACCGGUGAAUUCAGUACUGCAUUUUAUCCAGCAGGCCUCUGCUUUAUACUCUCAGCUGUUUUUGUAGUGAUGGUCGACAGGCUGGUGGUAAGAAAAAAUAAUGAUUUGGUAAAAGUUGCAGAUGCUGCAGCUGACAGUGAAACCGGUCAAAUUAAAGGAAUAGAUCAUUUAGAACUGUAA